ACCCAACCGUUACGACCAACACUGAAACGACCCAUCAACCAAAACACUGCCAAGAACCAAAAUUGAUCAAAUUAUCUCACACCCAAUGGCCCAAAUCCCGAGACCCAGAAGCGUUCUCGAGUCCUUAGGCGAAGAGAUCAUCAGGAUCAUAACGCCAGUCUCAAUCUGCAUGUUCAUGGUGGUCAUUUUAGUCUCAAUUCUCACCUCGGAUUCCUCGACAACUGUGAGCUCCAUAGCCACCAUAGCCUACUCAGAAACAACCUCGGACACAACCUGGGACAAAUUCGUAGGUGCCCUCUUGAACUCCCUUGUUUUUGUGGCCGUUGUAACUGUCGUCACAUUCGUUUUAGUUCUGCUUUUCUAUUUGAGAUGCACUAAGUUCUUGAAAUACUACAUGGGUUUUUCAGCCUUCGUCGUUUUGGGGUUUUUGGGAGGUGAAAUUGCCCUAUUUUUGAUUGAGGAUUUUGACAUCCCAAUUGAUUGCAUUACAUUUUUGGUGGCUUUGUUCAAUUUUGCUGUUGUGGGGGUUUUGUCUGUUUUCAUGUCAAAAAUGGCGAUUUUUGUCACACAAGGGUAUUUAGUUGUUAUUGGAAUGUUGGUUGCCUAUUGGUUUACUCUUUUGCCUGAAUGGACUACUUGGGUGCUGUUGGUUGCCAUGGCAUUGUAUGAUCUCGCCGCGGUUUUGUUGCCCGUCGGGCCUUUGAGGCUCUUGGUUGAGCUUGCGAUUUCCAGGGAUGAAGAUAUUCCUGCACUGGUUUAUGAGCCUAGGCCAGUGAGUUAUAAUGAUUCUGGUACAAGUGGUGGUGUGACUCAAAGGAGGGUGUGGAGAGAAAGGAGGAAUGAGAAUUUGAAUACUGGGGCUAACCCGAAUUUGAAUGACAAUUCUGUUUUGGUUGGAAAUGAGAAUAACGCGUUGUCCAACCUGAACGCCGAUGGUAUUUCGGAUUCAAAUUCAAGUCCCGGUGGAGAUAGUGUUGCGAGCUUGGUGAGAGCUGAGGAGGGGCGGGUUGUGGAGAGGGACUCGGAGCUUGCUGCUCCAUUGCUUGAUCGUGGAAUGAAUGCCCCUCAGGUUGAACGGGAAAGUGCUAUGACGAGUGAGAAUUUGUUGCUGGAGGGGAUGGGGUUGGGGUCAUCUGGUGCAAUCAAGCUUGGCCUAGGAGACUUCAUCUUCUACAGUGUCUUGGUUGGGAGAGCAGCACUGUAUGACUAUAUGACAGUUUAUGCGUGCUAUCUCGCUAUUAUAGCUGGUCUUGGCGUCACUUUGAUGCUAUUGGCUUUGUACCAGAAAGCUUUGCCAGCUCUUCCAGUGUCUAUAAUGUUGGGCGUAGCGUUUUAUUUCUUGACUCGGUUUCUGCUUGAAGUUUUCGUUGUACAAUGUUCUUUGAACCUGUUGAUGUUCUAGGAAUGUAAAUUGUCUUACAGAAGGUUGAUCCUCAGCCAUUAAAUUAUUGGAAUAUAAUGCAAAACUCAUGAUUUAUUCUUGCAA
This is a messenger RNA of Morus notabilis, 1486 nucleotides long. RefSeq names its product presenilin-like protein At2g29900. The coding region runs from base 86 to 1402 and encodes 438 amino acids. The transcript has a single exon. Gene Ontology annotation, cellular component: nucleus; membrane. Gene Ontology annotation, biological process: protein processing. Gene Ontology annotation, molecular function: aspartic endopeptidase activity, intramembrane cleaving. The record is from RefSeq and is a predicted model, not a curated record. Lineage: Eukaryota; Viridiplantae; Streptophyta; Magnoliopsida; Rosales; Moraceae.